Poecilia latipinna (sailfin molly) is the source of this 5384-nucleotide messenger RNA. RefSeq names its product collagen alpha-5(IV) chain-like. The record is from RefSeq and is a predicted model, not a curated record. The transcript has 39 exons. Lineage: Eukaryota; Metazoa; Chordata; Actinopteri; Cyprinodontiformes; Poeciliidae. The coding region runs from base 224 to 4111 and encodes 1295 amino acids.
GUGAACUGCAGAGGCGCACCGUGCCAGAGCCAGGAUCACUACAGGAUCUCGCUCUGUGAGCGCAGCAACAAGCCGCAGGAGUGAGUGCCUUUCUGCUCACACUUUCUGCGUCCGACGGGCCGAGUCUGCAGACGGAGAUUGGCGCACAGAGACAUGACACGCACAUAGAGAGACGGGUCCGUGAUCGGUAACGCAGGUGGAUCGCAGUUUUCCUCCUCUGAAGAUGACUAGAGGCUUGAGGCGCCUGCGACAGCCUGCCUGGGUUGUGAUUUGGCUCGUACUGUACGCCACCAUACAACUAUCCGACUCUGCGGCUUGCAAUGGAUGUGGGGGCUCCAAGUGUGACUGCAGUGGAGUGAAAGGAGAAAAGGGGGAAAGGGGUUUCCCAGGUCUUACCGGACAGCCAGGGGUCCCAGGGUUCCCCGGACCUGAGGGACCAAUCGGAACUAGAGGAGAGAAGGGAAGUGAUGGACCUUCGGGACCAUCUGGUCCAAAAGGAAUAAGAGGACCAUCUGGAUUGCCUGGAUUUCCAGGAACGCCAGGACUUCCAGGUCUGCCAGGACAGGAUGGACCCCCGGGCCCAAGGGGAGUGCCGGGUUGUAACGGGACAAAGGGUGAACCUGGUUUUCCAGGAAGUUCAGGAAUACCUGGACGACAAGGACUUCCAGGUCCACCUGGUCUCCCAGGAGAAAAGGGAGACCGUGGAGAUGUGUUUUACAACAACAAUUAUGGACAAAAAGGAUCAGUCGGUUUGCCCGGAUUGCCAGGAUCUCCGGGCAGUCCUGGACCCAUAGGUUUACCAGGCCCUACUGGCCCUCCAGGACUUCCAGGCUACGAGGGUGUUCCAGGUCCUCCAGGUCCACCUGGACCUAAGGGAAACAUGGGUUUGAACUUUGAAGGUCCCAAAGGAGACAAGGGUGAUCAAGGGUUGCCGGGACCUCCCGGUCCUCCAGGACCAGGUCAGGGGGAACAGGUCAGACCACCACCAACAGAGAUCCAGAGAGGAGACAAGGGUGACCCUGGCCCUCCAGGUCUACCAGGUGACCCAGGCAACCCAGGUCCACCUGGUCCCUCUGGUGGCCAGAAGGGAGAGAAAGGAGAACCAGGAGAAGCAGGAAAACGAGGAAAACAAGGCAAAGACGGAGACCCAGGAGCUCCAGGAUACCCAGGACUUAAAGGAGAGCCUGGAAGUCCAGGUCUCCCAGGCCGAGAUGGAGAGAGAGGGCAAAAAGGCGACCGAGGAUUUCCGGGACCUCCAGGACCGGUAAUUCGGCCUACGAAUGGAGCUGUUGUUGGUCAAAAAGGUGAACCCGGUUUUCCUGGAAAUCCUGGAGCCAAAGGAGAAAGAGGACCGUCAGGUUUCCCAGGGCCUCAGGGAGCACCAGGAAUUCCUGGAAUAGGUGGCAGCGGUCCUCCGGGUCCUCCAGGUUUCCCUGGAGACAAAGGUCAGAAAGGAGACCCAGGCACUCCUUCGAAUGCCUUGCCCGGUCCCCCAGGACGUCCGGGAAAUCCCGGGAAUCCUGGUCCACAAGGGGCGCGUGGACCUCCCGGCUAUUCAUCACCGAUCGAUAACUGCCUUCCUGGAGAUCCUGGGCUUCCUGGAAUCCAGGGUCAAAAAGGUUUCCCUGGAGAGCAAGGCCAGAAAGGUCAGAAGGGAGAAACCUGUGUGAACUGCAUUGACGGAGGCAAUCUUAUACCGGGGCCCCCAGGGCCUCCAGGUCCGCCAGGCUUCGCAGGCCCUCCUGGCCCGCCAGGUGUAAAGGGAGAACCAGGUUUUCAAGGAAUAACAGGCCUUAGUGGACCCCCUGGUGUUCCUGGUCCUGUAGGUGCUCCAGGUUUCCCCGGAGAGAAAGGAGAGCCAGGAGAUACCUUCGGAGGUGGUGGUGUGAAAGGAGAGAAGGGUGACAGUGGUUUCCCUGGACCACCCGGUCUGCCUGGCCUGGAUGGUCGACCCGGUCGUGACGGAGCACCUGGGCCUCCUGGCCCCAAGGGAGCUCCUGGGUCUCUGCUCUUAAAAGGAGAACGAGGUCCCCCUGGUGACACAGGUCCGCCCGGCAUCCCAGGAGACAGAGGUCCACCAGGCGGCCCUGGCUAUGGAGUCCCGGGUCCACCAGGGGAGAAAGGUGCUCAAGGCAACUCAGGAGCACCUGGCACUUCCGGAAAUCCAGGUGUAAAAGGUGAACCAGGUCCGACGGUCACAGAGAAGGGUCAACCAGGACCCAAAGGAAUAGAUGGCAACCCAGGGUCACCCGGUCCGCCAGGUCCGCGAGGUGCGGAUGGACAGCCUGGUUCACCAGGUUUUCCUGGACCAAAGGGUGAACCGGGACAACCGGGCGUCGGCCUUCCAGGUCCUGCAGGAGUUAAGGGAUUCCCAGGUAUUCCGGGCCAGCCGGGAACACCUGGAAAAGUAGGGAGACCGGGAGUAGAUGGAUUCCCCGGGCCACCAGGGUUUCCUGGACCAAAGGGUGAGGCAGGCUUUGGACUUCCUGGUCCUCCAGGUCCACCUGGAAUAGCAGGAGCUAAAGGAUUCCCUGGACAAAAGGGAGAUCCUGGUUUCCCCGGCAACCCAGGUGGACCAGGGCGACCUGGGUUUGAUGGCGGACCAGGACUUAAAGGGGAGCCCGGCUCACCAGGCCAACCUGGACCUCGUGGGCCCCCUGGAAGCUCAACAAGUGGUGCACAGGGUCCUCCGGGCCCUCCUGGACCCCCCGGGCCAAUGGGACCAAUAGGAUACCCAGGAGCAAAUGGAGAGAAAGGAGACCCAGGUCCACCAGGCUUAGACAUCCCAGGGUUACCAGGUGACAGAGGGAAUCCUGGUUUUCCUGGCCCCCCUGGACCAAUAGGAAUCCCAGGACCCCCUGGAGGACCUGGAAGGGACGGCGCACCUGGAUUUCCAGGUCCAAAAGGUGACAUGGGUCCAAUGGGACCUCCAGGACCAUCUGGAGGACCUGGCACUCCGGGAGGACCUGGUGCACCUGGUCUUAAAGGUGAACCAGGAUUUCCAGGCAGUAACGGCAUCCCAGGUGGACCUGGUUCUAAAGGAGAAAAGGGAGACUCAGGUUCCCCGGGACUCCCAGGACCCAUUGGGCCAGUAGAUAUAAGAGGAGCUAAAGGAGAUCCUGGAACUCCAGGAUCACCAGGCUUUCCCGGACCCAAAGGCAUUGCAGGUCUCCCUGGUGACCCUGGAUUGCCUGGACAAGAUGGACGCCCUGGCAUUCCUGGUCCGCCAGGGCUAAAGGGAGAACCUGGUAUCCCAGGGAGUCCUGGUGGUCCUGGAUCUCCAGGUCCAAAAGGCGGAAUGGGCGAUAUGGGAAUUCCAGGACCUAUGGGGUCAAAAGGCUCACCAGGUUUUCAAGGUAGGCCAGGAUCCCCAGGUCAGCCAGGAAUACCUGGUCUCCAAGGACCAAAAGGUGACCCAGGUUCUGGUGGUGUUGGACCACCUGGACCACAGGGACAAAAGGGAGAUCCAGGUCAGCCCGGAUUCCCAGGAAGUCCUGGAGCUAAAGGAGGUCCGGGAACACCUGGUCUUCCUGGUUUACCAGGGCUACCGGGGGUUAAAGGAGAUGUAGGCCUCGCAGGAUUCCAAGGUCCUCCUGGUUUCCCCGGUCCAAAGGGUCUUGAUGGUCUGCCUGGUGCCCCUGGUCUCACAGGAGCUCCAGGUAGACCAGGAGAGUCUGGUCGAUCAGGACCACCAGGACAGGUCGGGGAGAAGGGUCAGCCGGGAAGAGAUGGGAUCCCAGGACCAGCCGGUAUCAAAGGAGAACCAGGAAUUCCUGGCUUUGGUGUUCCAGGUCCUCCUGGGAUUCCAGGGUCGCCAGGUGAAAAAGGAAACCCAGGCCUUCCUGGUCCUACUGGAGGCCCAGGAUUUCCUGGCCCAAAAGGGGACACCGGCUUUCCAGGUCCACCAGGUUCUCCAGGUGUCAGUGGCCCUCCAGGUCCUCCGGGACUGCCAUUCCAGGGCCCUAAAGGAAAUCAAGGACCUCCCGGGCCGCCUGGAAGAUCAGGUAAAGGACUUGGGUGGCACUUAUCACCACAUGGUUGGUUGGAUGUUCCUGCCUGGUUUUCUGAUGUCAGAUGGCAGAAGUCAAUAAAGCUACAACAUCUAAGCUAAAACCCAAGCUAAAGCUAAGACAUUCUAAAUGUAUGCUUAACCAAGCAUAAAGGUAACCACCUUUUCUGCGAAAAUGAUUUCAUACAUAUAAAUCUUGAGCAAUGACACGGUCCAGUUGUCUGUAUCUCAGAGAACCAGGCAGAAGCUCCACGUUGAAUAUAGUCUGUCGUCACCGUGUUGGUUGAUUUGCAUGGGUCAUUGUUUCACCAAUCAGCACCGCCGGCCAGAGAGCCGGGCCCCUGCUGAGUUCCAUUCUGAGCACCAGGUUUUCAACUUGACACCAGAGCAUGUUGGGAUUCUUCCCUCCUCUUACACCCCGCCACACUCUUCACCGGGAUUUCUCUUCGUGCCGAAACACUACGUUCACAAUGUAGUGGCCGAGUCGCCAUCUCGUGUUUCCUCUUCACCCAGCUCAUCCACCCACACGUUUCCUCACCCAUGUUUCCCGCUCUCUUUGAUCCCAUCUUGAGGCCUGGUGUGAGCUCCUCAUCUCUCCACAGUCCUGAGCUACGAGUGACUUGUGUGUGUGUCCCAACUUUACACAGCCUGAGUGUGUGUGGUUCCUGUAGGCAUUUGUCAAUUGGAUUUAAUCACCUAAGCCACAGACAAACUCAAAAUAUUCUCAUAACGCUGUUUGAUUUUUGAUCAAACAGGCUUUUUUUUUUUUUUUUGAGUUAUUGUGUCACAUUUAGCAUAUCACAAUUAUAAAUGAGAACGCACCAUUUGUUCAGCGGAUGACAAUUUCUGUCACUGACAGAAGGUCUGACAGAUCAAACAACAUCAGCUAGCCAGACUGUUGUAAUAUCUGUGACUGGUUGUCAGAAGAGCUGUGGCUCACCGCUAAGAUGCUAAUAACCGAGAUGUGCUCCAAACACCACCGAAGUAUUUUUGGAAUAUUUUGAAGCCAUGUCCUGUGAAGUAAUUGCUUCAUUUACAGCAUGUAUUAACAAAUGUGAUCUCCACUGAAAUGUUGUUUCAGUGGAGAUCAAAUAAAUCCUUAAGAGUCAUGAAAGGCUAACAUUUAGCUGAGCAAGCACUGGAGUAGCAAAGUUUAGUUAUUUAAAACAACUCAAAAUGGAAAUGUUUAUAUAAAUGUUAAUGCAAUGCCAUAUUAGCAUUAUUUAGCCUUUCUCUUAGCCUACUAAUGCCAAUGUUGCUAUGCAAAACAACACUGGUUUCAAUCAGCUAAUCGGCUAAGCUAAUCAGGAUGAUAUCCAAACAAGUAGAAGACCUGGGGGAAAAAAGCAGAGGAACAAACUAUCUUUGAUCCAAA